This is a messenger RNA of Trichechus manatus latirostris (Florida manatee), 1810 nucleotides long. It is a transcript of the gene MPND, whose product is annotated as MPN domain containing. The transcript is spliced from 15 exons. The record is from RefSeq and is a predicted model, not a curated record. Bases 1 to 1695 code for a protein of 564 amino acids. Gene Ontology annotation, molecular function: protein binding; metallopeptidase activity. Lineage: Eukaryota; Metazoa; Chordata; Mammalia; Sirenia; Trichechidae.
AUGGCCAGCCGGCCAGAGUCUUUGGCCAGCGCCUCGCUCCAGUGGGUGCCCCAGCUGGAUCGGGAAGCAGAGAAACAGGCGCGAAGGUCCCAGGACGCGCCGGGGACAAAGGACAGUUGUCUCUUCAGGCGCACUGCUAGCGAGGCUCCGCCCCCCCAGCAACGCGCGCGCGUGCUUCAGUUUCCCCAGUGGUCCUGGAGGACUGAGUCCUCGGACCCCCUCCCCUGCACGGGUAGCCCGAAGACCUCAGUUUCCCCGCCGGUCCCCGCCCCUGGCCGGGCGCCCCCCUCACCCUGGGGGCGGAGCCGCGUCACGUGCCGGGAAGAAAGGCCCGGCGGCGCGCUGAACGCGGGAGGCACGGCCAUGGCAGGGGGCGGUGGCGGCCCGGGGGGCGCGCUCACCAGGCGCGCAGUCACGCUGCGGGUGCUGCUCAAAGACGCGCUGCUGGAGCCGGGCUCCGGGGUGCUCUCCAUCUACUACCUGGGGAAGAAGUUCGUGGGGGACCUGCAGCCAGAUGGCAGGAUCGUCUGGCAGGAGACAGGGCAGGUGUUCAACUCACCCAGCGCCUGGGCCACCCACUGCAAGAAGCUGGUGAACCCAGCCAAGAAGUCAGGCUGCGGCUGGGCCUCCGUCAAGUACAAGGGCCAGAAACUGGACAAGUACAAAGCUGCCUGGCUCCGGCGGCACCAGCUCCACGUGCCCGCAGCUGCCGCUGAUGAGAGCCCAGCCAGCGAAGGGGAGGAGGAGGAGCUGCUAAUGGAAGAAGAGGAAGAGGAGAUUCCCGUGGGGGUCUCAGCAGAAGACAAGAGCCGGAGACCACCAGGGAAAGACCCCUCGGAGCCUGCCCACCAGGAGGCCACGCCCCCAGGGAAGCACGUGGAAAACAAGGUCCGGGUACCUGUUCGCUAUUGCAUGCUGGGCAGUCGGGAUUCUGCAAGGAGCCCGCACACCCUGGUGGAAGUGACGUCCUUCGCAGCCAUCAACAAGUUCCAGCCGUUCAACGUGACCAUUUCCAGCAACGUGCUGUUACUGCUGGACUUCCACAGCCACCUGACUCGGAGUGAAGUCGUGGGCUACCUGGGGGGCCGCUGGGACAUCAACAGCCAGAUGCUCACUGUGCUGAGAGCCUUCCCCUGUCGGAGCCGGCUUGGCGACGCAGACACGGCGGCCACCAUUGAAGAGGAGGUCUACCAGAGCCUAUUUCUGCGGGGCCUGUCUCUGGUGGGCUGGUACCACAGUCACCCACACAGCCCAGCACUGCCCUCGCUGCAGGACAUUGACGCGCAGAUGGACUACCAGCUGCGCCUGCAGGGCUCCAGUAACGGCUUCCAGCCCUGCCUGGCCCUGCUCUGCUCGCCUUACUACUCCGGCAACCCGGGCCCCGAGUCCAAGAUCUUGCCCUUCUGGGUGAUGCCGCCCCCUGAGCAACGGCCGGGUGACUACGGCAUCCCCAUGGACGUGGAGAUGGUUUACGUGCAGGACAGCUUCCUGACUAAUGACAUCCUGCAGGAGAUGAUGUUGCUGGUGGAGUUCUACAAGGGCGCCCCCGACCUCGUGAGGUUCCAGGAACCCUGGAGCCAGGAGCACACCUACCUGGACAAGCUGAAGAUCUCCCUGGCCAGCCGGACGCCCAAGGACCCGGGCCUGUGCCACGUACUGGAUCAGGUUUACAGCGUCCUCAAGCAGGGCAGCUGAGGGCGGUGGCCUGGAGGGGCGCGGCUGGGAGGCCCCUGGUCCCCGGGCUUCGCCUGUGGCGGUCCCAUUCCUGCAUGACUCAGUUGUGCAGAGGGAGAGGCUCAGAUAAUAAAGA